Molecule: messenger RNA, 805 nt
Organism: Rhipicephalus microplus (southern cattle tick)
Lineage: Eukaryota; Metazoa; Arthropoda; Arachnida; Ixodida; Ixodidae
Source: RefSeq, a predicted model, not a curated record
GUGUAAUAUAAGCUAAACAAUAUACACACAGAGGACUCAAGAGGACGUGUGUUACUACACUGCUGUGUCAGUUUUGUCGGUAGCUUUGACUGUUUUCCGUAAUAUUGCACCUAUACCACCAAGGUACGUGUUGGAGCCAUUCCACGAAACUGCACGCUCCCGUAAGGCAUGUCGACAAUUUACGCGCACGUGGUUUCCCUGAUUGCCGCCAUUGUGGUGGUGGUGGAUGGUGCAACUGAACUGGGUGACUUCUUUCAGAGGAUACAUGAUGAAGGUAACGUGACGACGUACCAGUGCUACCGAAACGGGACCACCCUCGAGCCAUCUUCAUCACGCAAUUUUACAGUCCUGUGGAGAAGCGAGGGCCAAAGCGAUAACGAAGCACAUUGCACCUGCACAUACGUCUCCAAAAGAGACAGUGAAGAGCAAAAAAUUGAAGUCUCUGCCAAGUACGACGAACAAGAGGACUACGGCGUUCUAUCAGGUCAAGGUGCAUCAGCAUACCUUUACCAACUGCUGCCUCUAUACCAAAACCAAAGCUACUAUUUCAAGGAAGUGGUCACUUUGAUCGGCAUCAACUAUACUGUCUUCAAGAUUUACGACACAGACGAGAGCUGCAUGUACGCCGAAGCACUUCGCCACCAGGUCUGCGCUGAGCCAUGUGACCUAGAAUUCGUGCGGUGAAGAUCCUACAACGAUAAAACGAUAAAAGCUACAAUCACAAAAAAAAAAGUUGGUGGGAAAACUUACGGGUAGUGCUGGUAGAGUGAUGAACGCUUGCUAAUAAAGUCAUCCACAACACAUA